AUGAAGAUCCUGGUUGUCUGCGCUCUGGUUUGUACCAUCAUUGCUCUGACUGCAGCUGAUGGUGUUGACGGUGAGUAUGUCAAAUAUUGAUCAGCGUAGGGAAAUAUCAGAAAUGGCUUAGGUCAAUAACUUUGGUAUCAAACUGUCUAGACGCUGAAGAGAAGGAACCUGAAGCUGCAGAAGGAGGUCAGGAUGUCACUGGUAAAAACUCUCUUCAUUAAACUCUAUUUUUACGUUUUUCUUCGUGUUUUGAUGUAUUAAACCACGCUUGGUGCCGUAAACUCAACAUUACUUAUCAAUCUUUGUUCCUGUUUCUUAGAAGAGCCUGAGGUGGAGGUCGCUGAGAGGUUUUUUUGCCUCUGGGGCUGGACGAGAAUUGGUCACCGUUAUUUCCGCUACAUUUCUAAGCACCUGACUUGGGCUCAAGCUGAGGUAGGAGAUGAAGCAGAAUGCUUCUUACUUUAGUUACAACUGUUUACAAGCAACUGACUUUCAGUUCUGUCUCUCUGCUGCAGCUCUGACCCAAGUCCAGGCCCUAGACUUAUCAUUUCUUGUACGAGUCAACCUUCUCGGCAGUAGACCUCGUUCUGAUUGUCCUAUUGUUAUUUGGCUUUAAUGACAUUCUCUGUUUAUCUCCAGAAUAACUGUAAGUCUCUGGGAGGACACCUGGCAUCUGUUCACUCCGGCUGGGAGUAUCAGCAGAUCAAAGCUCUGGUUGCAAGAGGAGGUGGCGGGAACCAAAAUGCAUGGCUUGGAGGCUCUGAUUGUCACUCAGUAUGUAAUUUAUCACCAUGGAAAUUGUGUUUGAUGCAUCAACUCAAAUGUUUAUUUUUAAGUAGAACAGUUGGAUGUUUACCAAGAUCAGUUUCUAAAUGAAUGUGUUUUAAUAAAAGCUGCUCUUUUUUUUCCAGGAGGGACAUUGGUCCUGGACGGAUGGAACCUGCUUCAACUACAAACACUGGUGCCGUGGAGAGCCAAAUAAUAGUGGGGGUAGACAGCACUGUUUGCAAAUGAAUUUCAGCUGUAAGUACCAAAACAUAUUAUUCUUAGAGUAAUGGAUAACAUAGGAUGAAGAAGGUGUUUCAUUCAUUAUCAUUCAAUUUAAUGUUGUAUGUGAAACAAAGAUUCAACUGUCAGUUUGAAUCACUGUGUUUCUGUUGUUUCUGUUUUUUCAGGUCGCAAGUGCUGGGAUGAUCUUUGGUGCGACCGUCGUCUGCCCUCAGUCUGUGUCAAGAAAUGGUAA
This is a messenger RNA of Xyrichtys novacula (pearly razorfish), 1243 nucleotides long. NCBI's taxonomy places the organism in Eukaryota, Metazoa, Chordata, Actinopteri, Labriformes, Labridae. The record is from the annotation of a GenBank genome assembly.